Molecule: messenger RNA, 2058 nt
Organism: Trichomycterus rosablanca
Lineage: Eukaryota; Metazoa; Chordata; Actinopteri; Siluriformes; Trichomycteridae
Gene: slc15a1b
Product: solute carrier family 15 member 1b
Exons: 21
Coding region: 16-2058 (680 amino acids)
Biological process (GO): dipeptide import across plasma membrane
Cellular component (GO): plasma membrane
Molecular function (GO): dipeptide transmembrane transporter activity
Source: RefSeq, a predicted model, not a curated record
UUCUCUUACUAUGGCAUGCGAGCUGUGCUGGUACUGUACUUCCGUUAUUUCCUUCGCUGGGAUGAUGACCUGGCCACCACCAUUUACCACACAUUUGUGGCCCUGUGCUACCUCAUGCCUAUUCUGGGGGCCAUCAUAGCUGAUUCCUGGCUUGGAAAGUUUAAGACUAUAGUGUAUCUAUCCAUCGUGUACACUAUCGGCCAAGCAGUCAUGGCCAUCAGUGCUAUUCAUGACAUCACUGAUUCCAACAAGGAUGGCACCCCUGAUAACAUGACACUCCAUAUUGCCCUGUCUAUGGUGGGUCUACUCCUUAUUGCUCUGGGUACAGGAGGGAUAAAGCCCUGUGUAGCUGCCUUUGGAGGAGACCAGUUUGAAGAUGACCAGGAAAAACAAAGAAGCACCUUCUUCUCCAUUUUCUAUCUCGCCAUUAAUGCUGGCAGUCUGCUCUCCACCGUCAUCACACCAAUUCUCAGAGCUCAAGAGUGUGGCAUCAACACACAGCAGAAGUGCUAUCCUCUGGCAUUUGGUGUCCCUGCUGCUCUUAUGGCAGUUGCCCUCGUUGUGUUUAUUCUGGGCAGCAGUAUGUACACCAAAGCUGCACCCAAGGGCAACAUCAUGAUGGAGGUGAUGAGCUGCAUUGGAUUUGCCAUUAACAACCGCUUCAAGCACCGCAGCAGCCACUACCCCAAGAGAGAGCACUGGAUGGACUGGGCUGAGGAAAAAUAUGAUAAACUGCUGAUUGCUCAGGUGAAGAUGGUUGUAAAGGUUCUGUUCCUCUAUAUCCCACUGCCCAUGUUUUGGGCUCUUUUUGACCAGCAGGGCUCUCGCUGGACCCUACAGGCCAUCACAAUGAAUGGCAACUUUGGUAUCUUCACCGUCCAGCCAGAUCAGAUGCAGACUGUGAACCCCAUUCUGAUCCUGAUCAUGGUUCCAAUAGUGGACAACGCUAUCUAUCCUUUGAUUAAAAAGUGUGGUCUGAACUUCACGCCACUGAAAAGAAUUACCGUGGGAAUGUUCCUGGCGGCGUUGGCAUUUGUGGCUGCAGCCCUGGUGCAAAUUCAGAUCGAUCAAUCCCUUCCUAAGUUCCCCUCAGCCGUUGAGGCACAGGUGAAGUUCAUAAACCUGGAGAACAGCCCUAUGUUCGUAUCUGUGGAUGAAAGCUCGUUCGAUAUUCCACCUUUAGGGUCAUCAGGUGAUUACAGGACAGUGAACGCAGACACUAUGAUGUUAACAAUUGGAACUGUAGCUGCAGUCAGUGUUCCUCUGCUCAAGGGAGAACGUCAGACUUUCCUCCUUGACCCACUUGGAAUUAAAGGAUCUGGAGAAGAUGUGAAAACCAAACCAGAUGAAGGGGAUAAUAACAUCAGAUUUGUAAAUGGCUAUAAUGCUGAGCUGAAUGUGUUCACCAGUUUCCAAAACAUCAGUACCAUGGCUCAGUUUGGGUUUUCCAACUACACUACGGUCCCAGAGGGCAAAUCCACCUUCUUCAUAGAGAACAGCUCAGGACAGCAGUGUGCAUAUCAAUUAGACCUGGGAUUUGGAAGCGCCUACACACUUUUAAUACCAAGCACAUUCAGUUUUGGACCUGAGUGUGGAAAUACCAUCAAGCAGAUUGAAGACCUGAAGCCCAACGCCAUCCACAUGGCUUGGCAGAUCCCGCAGUACUUCCUCAUGACCAUGGGAGAGGUGGUCUUUUCAGUCACCGGUCUCGAGUUUUCCUACUCACAGGCUCCUAAGAACAUGAAGUCAGUGCUGCAGGCUGGCUGGUUGCUGACCACAGCAGUGGGAAACAUUAUUGUGCUGAUUGUGGCUGAAGCUGGACAGCUUCCUGAUCAGUGGGCUGAAUAUGUGCUCUUUGCUUCACUCCUGCUGUGCGUGUGCAUCAUCUUCUCCAUCAUGGCUUACUUCUAUACCUACAUCGACCCCGCCGAGAUCGAAGCUCAAUUCGCCGAGUACACACCCGAGGAAAAGGACAGAAAAAACAAGGAAGUGGAAAUGAAGGGAGACAGUAAACACACAGACGAUGACACAUCCAGCGUCAAACAGACCAAGAUUUAA